AUGUCAUCCUCCAUCGCCAUCCCCAAGCGCAAGGGCAAACACGCAGCUGUGUCUAGACACUCUGUUGAUUCCUCGUCGCCUUCGCGCUGCACAUCCAGCUCCUCGUCAUCGCCCUCGUCGGCCUCGGUGCAUACCUACAAGUUCACGCCGAGCGCGAACCGUUUCGAAUACGGGAGCUACGGCAGCAAUAGCAGCAGCGUUAAAAUCUUUCUCCCUUCCUACGCCGACUACCACUUUGACGACCUCGAGCGCAGACAGGAUCCUGUGCAGGAUAUCAUUCUUACAGAAGAGGAGAUUAAGAACAUGUUUCCUUCAUAA
This is a messenger RNA of Pyrenophora tritici-repentis Pt-1C-BFP, 318 nucleotides long. NCBI's taxonomy places the organism in Eukaryota, Fungi, Ascomycota, Dothideomycetes, Pleosporales, Pleosporaceae. The record is from RefSeq and is a predicted model, not a curated record.